UUGUCCGAACUCGCUUUACUCUGGUUUCUUGCUCUCUCUCGGUAAGCUGAGGUUGAGCACAAUUCUAAAACCAAAUGGCAGCUCAUUUUGCAGUUCCAAAUCUGCUUCUUGCACAUGUCAUCUUCUCCACUACAUUACUUUGUUCUGCAACUUUUGGAUUGGCGGCCACUGCUAAGCUUCACAGUGCUGAAGUGGACGCACUGGCAGCGAUAGGGCAGAAACUGGGGACGAAAGAUUGGGAUUUUGGGAUAGAUCCCUGCAGUGGAGAAGGGAAUUGGAAGGUAGUGGAUGGAAGGAAAGGCUUUGAGAGCACUGUGGCAUGUGACUGCACCUUCAAAUACAAUUCCUCUUGUCAUGUCGUAAGCAUAGCUUUGAAGGCACAAAAUCUAUCAGGUACUGUCCCACCAGAGUUUUCUAAGCUUCACUACCUCAAACAAUUGGAUCUCAGUCGAAACUACCUUACUGGUUCUAUACCUCCCCAAUGGGCUACCAUGCACUUGGUCUAUCUCUCUUUAAUGGGGAACAGGUUGUCAGGUCCCUUCCCUAAAGCUCUCACCAACAUCAUCACUCUCAAAAACAUGAGCAUCGAAGGAAACGGAUUUUCAGGUCCUAUUCCACCAGAAAUUGGAAAGUUGAUCAAUUUAAAAAAGCUUGUUCUAUCCUCAAAUGCUUUCACAGGAGAAUUGCCAAUUGCACUUGCCAAGUUAACCAACUUGACUGAUAUGAGGGUAAGCAGCAAUAAUUUCUCUGGAAAGAUACCUGAUUUCAUCCAUAAUUGGACACAGAUUGAAAAACUGCAUAUGGAGGGUUGCUCUUUCGAGGGGCCAAUACCUUCUGGCAUUUCUGCCUUAACAAGCUUAAGUGAUUUGAGGAUAAAUGACUUAAAAGGUAGAGGGUCUCCUUUCCCACCAUUGAGUAAUAUGGUAUCCCUGAGGACUUUGAUACUGAGGAAGUGCCUAAUUUAUGGAGAGAUCCCAGAAUAUAUUGGAGAUUUGAAAAAUCUUAAAAACCUAGACCUCAGUUUUAAUCACUUGACUGGUGAAAUUCCAACGUCCUUCGUCCAACUUGGAAAAGUAGAUUUCAUGUAUUUGAUAGGGAACAAGCUCACUGGAACUAUACCCGGAUGGCUCCCAGGAAGAAACAAGAAUGUGGAUGUUUCCUACAAUAACUUCACUUGGGAAAGCUCAAGUCCAGGAGAAUGUCCUCGUGGGAGUGUAAACUUGGUGGAGAGCUUCUCCUCAUCAGCAGAUAAAAUAAGUAGAAUUCAUCCAUGCCUAAAAAGGAAUUUCCCAUGUCCUGCAAAUAAUCGACAUCAUUACUCCUUGCACAUUAAUUGUGGUGGUAAGGAAGCAAAUGUCAAUGGUAACAAGUAUGAAGCCGACAGAGAACAAAGAGGUGCUUCAAUGUUUUACUCGGGUCAGAAUUGGGCAUUCAGCAGCACUGGGAACUUCAUGGACAAUGACAUAGAUGCAGAUAUCUACAUUGAAACCAAUACUUCUGCACUCUCCAAUGUCUCUUUGUUUGAUUCAGAACUCUACACAAAAGCACGAGUUUCUCCACUCUCUCUGACAUACUAUGGACUCUGUCUCAUGAAUGGAAACUACACUGUUAUGCUCCACUUCGCAGAGAUUAUUUUCACAAAUGACAGAUCAUUUAACAGCCUUGGGAAACGAAUAUUUGAUGUCUACAUCCAGGACAAGUUGGUGCUAGAAAAUUUCAAUAUAGAAGAUGAGUCAGGUGGAGCUGGCAAGCCACUUGUAAAGACAUUUACUGUGGUUGUCACGAGUCACACAUUAAAGAUCCACUUUUACUGGGCUGGAAAAGGGACAACAGGCAUCCCAGUUAGAGGAGUUUAUGGCCCUCUCAUAUCAGCUAUUUCAGUAGAUCCUAAUUUUAAACCUCCUUCAGCUGAUGACCAAAAAAAGCAUGCGAUAAUAGUGGUUGGGAUAGUGGCUGCAGCAGUAUUUCUCAUACUUCUUGCCCUAUUUGUCAUGCAGAGAAAAGGCUUCCUGGGAGGCAAAGUCUCUGCGGACAAAGAGCUUAGAGGUAUAGAUCUGCAAACAGGAUCGUUUACAUUAGGACAGAUCAGAGCUGCCACCAAGAACUUCGAUCCAGCAAACAAACUUGGUGAAGGUGGUUUCGGUUCUGUUUACAAGGGUCUGUUAUCAGAUGGCACUGUAAUUGCAGUGAAGCAACUCUCCUCAAAAUCUAAGCAAGGAAAUCGAGAAUUUGUUAAUGAAAUCGGCAUGAUAUCUGCACAACAACAUCCAAAUCUUGUGAAGCUCUAUGGAUGUUGUGUUGAACGGAACCAGUUGUUGCUGAUUUACGAGUACAUGGAAAAUAAUUGUCUAUCUCGUGCACUUUUUGGGAAGGACACAAUGUGCAGAUUGAAACUGGACUGGCCUACCAGGCAGAAAAUUUGCCUAGGUAUAGCUAGAGGUUUGGCCUACCUCCAUGAGGAAUCAAGGUUGAAGAUUGUGCAUAGGGAUAUAAAAUCAAGCAAUGUGUUGCUUGACGAAGAUUUCAAUGCUAAAAUUUCUGAUUUUGGUUUGGCAAAGCUAAAUGACGAUGACAAUACCCACAUCAGCACCCGGGUUGCUGGAACCAUCGGUUAUAUGGCUCCCGAGUAUGCAAUGCGUGGUUACUUGACUGACAAAGCAGAUGUUUAUAGCUUUGGAGUUGUUGCAUUAGAAGUUGUUAGUGGAAAGAGCAACACAAACUAUCGGCCAAAUGAAGAAUUUGUUUACCUUCUUGAUUGGGCCUAUGUUCUGCAAGAGAGAGGCAGUCUAUUGGAGUUGGUUGAUCCAGCCUUGGGCUCAGAAUAUUCAUCGGAGGAGACAAUGGUGAUGCUAAAUGUGGCACUCAUGUGCACCAAUGCUUCCCCAACUCUUAGGCCUACGAUGUCCCAAGUAGUGAGCAUGCUUGAAGGCCAAACUGAUGUUCAAGAUCUACUUUCUGAUCGGGGACUUUCAGUCAAUAAUUCCAAAUAUAAGACCAUAAGGAAUCACUUCUGGCAGAAUCCCAGCAGAACCCAAAGCAUGAGUAUUAUUGGUCCAUGUGCUGAUUCCUCUAGUUCACAUACUGAAUUAGGGCAGACCGAUCAUCUUCUAAGAGCUAGUUCAGUUAAAUCGGAUGAGCAAUCGGUCUAAACAUAAUGACACUAAUAUAGUUGUAAAGAAAGAGUGAUUGGUAAAUGACCAUCCUCCUCAGGAGGGGGUGUCUGAUGAGAAUAUAUGAUAGGUAGGCUAUAUGUUUAUAAAUUAUACUAAUAACAAAAUGGAUUAGUUUUAGGAUGGCUUUUUAAUUUCCA
This is a messenger RNA of Alnus glutinosa, 3310 nucleotides long. Its product is annotated as probable LRR receptor-like serine/threonine-protein kinase At1g07650. Gene Ontology annotation, molecular function: ATP binding; protein binding; protein kinase activity. The record is from RefSeq and is a predicted model, not a curated record. The transcript has 24 exons. Gene Ontology annotation, biological process: protein phosphorylation. Lineage: Eukaryota; Viridiplantae; Streptophyta; Magnoliopsida; Fagales; Betulaceae. The coding region runs from base 75 to 3149 and encodes 1024 amino acids.